This is a messenger RNA of Rubroshorea leprosula, 1203 nucleotides long. NCBI's taxonomy places the organism in Eukaryota, Viridiplantae, Streptophyta, Magnoliopsida, Malvales, Dipterocarpaceae. The record is from the annotation of a GenBank genome assembly.
AGGGAAGAGACGGCCAUGGAGAGCAUUUUUGUUAUAUGGUCCACCUGGAACUGGGAAGUCUUACUUAGCUAAGGCAGUUGCAACAGAAGCAGACUCUACUUUCUUCAGUGUUUCUUCCUCAGACCUGAUCUCAAAAUGGAUGGGUGAAAGUGAAAAGCUAGUUUCAAAUCUUUUCCAGAUGGCUCGUGAUAAUGCCCCGUCCAUCAUUUUCAUUGAUGAAAUAGACUCACUUUGUGGUCAUCGGGGUGAAGGAAAUGAGACUGAAGCUUCUCGACGUAUCAAAACAGAACUUCUUGUCCAGAUGCAGGGUGUGGGAAAUGAUGAUCAGAAAGUUCUUGUUCUUGCAGCCACAAAUACACCUUAUGCUUUGGAUCCAGCUGUCCGGCGCCGCUUUGAUAAGAGGAUAUACAUUCCUCUACCUGAUUUGAAGGCAAGGCAGCAUAUAUUUAAGGUACAUCUUGGAGACACUCCACACAACUUAACCGAAAGUGAUUUUGAGCAAUUAGCAAGAAAAACAGAAGGAUUUUCAGGUUCAGACAUUUCUGUUUGUGUUAAAGAUGUGCUAUUUGAACCUGUUCGAAAAGCCUGGGAUGCUGAGUUUUUCAUUAAGACAUCAAAUGACAUGUGGAUCCCUUGUGGACCAAAUCAACGAGGAGCUGUCAAGACUACCAUUGAGGAGCUUGAUGCAAAAGGCCUUGCUUCAAAGAUCCUCCCACCACCAAUCACAAGAGCAGAUUUUGACAAAGUGCUUGCUAGGCAGAAGCCAACUGUAAGUAAAGCUGACCUUGAAGUACACGAGAGAUUCACAAAGGAGUUUGGAGAGGAGGGGUGAUGCCCUCUUAACAAGUCUCGAGACGACUUGAUUUAUGAAUUAGAAGUAUAAUGCAGGUAAUACUGCAUGUUUAUAUAGUGUGGAUGGGUUCCAUCGAGAAGGUUGGAUAAAAGGAAUGUGGCGUUAUACACAUAUUAGUUUCUGCUCGUUUUAGCAGAUUUCUUUUUGUUUUUUUGGCCAUCAUUUUAUAAGCAGAUUUACUGUUAUCUCACAUAGAUGUCAGGUCUCAACGGUGAAUCAAUAUAAAUAUUCUCAAUCAAUAGUGGUGUUGAUGCUUAUCAACCAUUUUCUUUCCAUUUUGCACUUCUCAGUUGUCACAACUGGGUAAAGAGACUCGCUUUGCUGUUUAGAAAUAAAGAUUUUUAGCACCA